Messenger RNA from Peromyscus maniculatus bairdii (prairie deer mouse), 1974 nucleotides. It is a transcript of the gene Fscn3, whose product is annotated as fascin actin-bundling protein 3. Gene Ontology annotation, biological process: cell migration; actin filament bundle assembly; establishment or maintenance of cell polarity. NCBI's taxonomy places the organism in Eukaryota, Metazoa, Chordata, Mammalia, Rodentia, Cricetidae. Gene Ontology annotation, molecular function: protein-macromolecule adaptor activity; actin filament binding. Gene Ontology annotation, cellular component: ruffle; lamellipodium; cell projection membrane. The record is from RefSeq and is a predicted model, not a curated record.
UCACAGAGGUGCUGGGCCUUAGGCCAGACCUCUGCCUGGGAAGUUUCCUCUGGGAACGGCUUCUGGUGGGUACUACGGGCCUUAUUCCGGGCCAUAUGGCCUGUAGGACUUCACCACUGGGGGGAAGGCUGGGCCGGACAGAGUCAUCACCUGUGGCACUGGCCCCAUGGCUGAGGUGGAGUGGAUACACAGACAUCCAAAGACCGAGGACCUAAGGGUUGGGCUCAUCAGCUGGGCAGGAACCUACCUCACCUUUGAAGCAUUUAAGAGUACAGUCACAGCCGCUGCAAAGAGUUUGUGCAGGAGACAGACCUGGGAGCUCCUGGUGAGCAAUGAACAUGACACGCAGGCCGUGGUUCGACUGAAGAACUUGCAGGGCCUCUACCUGCUGUGUGAAGCCGAUGGUACUGUGUGGUACGGCAGGCCAAGGACCAGCCACCAUGGGUGCUUCCUGCUCCGUUUCCACCGGAAUGGCAAAUGGACCCUUCAGUGCAUUAUCUCGGGUCGCUAUCUGGAGUCCGAUGGUGAGGAUGUAUUCUGCAACUCCAGGGUUCUCUCAGCUUACCAUAUGUGGACCCCUAGACCAGCCCUGCACAUCCAUGUGAUCCUCUACAGCCCUACCUACCGCAGCUAUGCCCGAGCAGACCACUCUGUGGGCCGAAUCUGGGUAGAUGCAGCAGUCCCCUGCCUAGAGGAAUGUGGUUUCCUGCUGCAUUUCCAAGACGGAUGCUACCACCUGGAGACUUCUACACACCAUUUCUUGUCUCAUGUAGACCGGCUGGUCCCUCAACGCUCAUCACAAACGGCUUUUUACAUGCAAGUGCGCCCUAGAGGGCUUGUGGCACUGUGUGAUGGAGAAGGAGGCACACUGUAUCCACAGGGCACACAUCUACUCCUGGGCCUGGGCUCCAAUCCUACGAGGGGGGAGGAGUGGUUCAUCCUACAACAUUUCCCAACCUGGGUCAGCCUGAGGUCAAGGACACGGAGGUUCAUCUCAGUCAUGUAUGAUGCUGAGGUGUGCGCUGCCUCUGAGCGCUUGACCCCAAUGUCCUUGUUCCAGUAUGAAUGUGACAAUGAGAGUCUUAACUUACAACUUCGUUCAGCCAAUGGCUACUACCUGGCCCAGAGGCGCCACAAGUCCAUCAUAGCUGAUGGGCACCCCCUGGAGUCUGACACCUUUUUCCGUGUGCACUGGAAUUGUGGCAAAAUCAUCCUGCAGUCCUCCAAUGGGUGUUUCCUGAGCAUCAUAUCCAAUGGCCUGCUGAUGGCAAAUGCCACCAUCCCAGGGCCAAAUGAGGAACUGGGGAUUCGAUUUGCCAAUCGCCCCUUUCUCAUCUUAAGAGGUCGGUAUGGGUAUGUGGGCUCCUGCUCAGACCAUGACCUGAUGCAGUGCAAUCGAGACCAGCCUGACUGCAUUCACCUACUGCCCUGCCGCCAGGGCAUCUAUCACUUUCAAGGGUGGAUCCUUUUGGUCAAUAACAUCUUUUGGCACCUUCCGCCCUUGGGGAAAAUUCGCCCUCAACUUCUGUAUAGAACUUCAGGGAAGCAACUUGCUCACGGUGCUGGCGCCCAAUGGCUUCUACAUCCGAGCCGACCGAAGUGGCACACUCUUGGCAGACAGCGGAGACAUUACCAAAGAAUGUAUCUGGGAAUUUUAGGUCAAUGGGAUGCCGCCUGCCAAACUCUAAAUCUUCCAGGCCUCCAGGAACAGAACAGGAGACCCAGAGUCAAGAUCCAAGAGAAGAAUAUGUGUUGUACAAUUUUUCCUACUGAGUUUAGCAAAACACCUGUUUCAAGAGACAAUACAUCACAACAGGCCACCCCCAGAUCCGUAUGUGUGUCUGACUCAGGCACAUAAUGUGUGUCUGAUUUGGGAGACAUGGGAUCUGGAAUAUCCCAUUUUCUCUCAUUGUAGAAAGUGCAUGUACAUAUGAAUGACAUGAUAAUGGAAGGAGGACGAUGAGGAAUAAGGAG